Arabidopsis thaliana (thale cress) is the source of this 1504-nucleotide messenger RNA. RefSeq lists its product as uncharacterized. The coding region runs from base 34 to 303 and encodes 89 amino acids. The transcript is spliced from 2 exons. Lineage: Eukaryota; Viridiplantae; Streptophyta; Magnoliopsida; Brassicales; Brassicaceae. The record is from RefSeq and is marked reviewed.
AAAUCCUACUCCAACGAGAAUCGGGAACUUUCAAUGUCCGCCGCCAGAUCCGUCUUCCGUUCCGGUGUUGGCCGAGCCGCCGUUGCCGCGUUAAGGUCGACAAAGCCUAUGCCGUCUUCUGCGCGGUCUUCGUUUAAGUUGCCUAAACAGAGUCCUCUCUCUCACCGCAUUUUCAGAUCUCCGGUGGAAUUGAGCUGCUGCGUCGAGACGAUGCUACCGUACCACACGGCCACUGCUUCUGCUUUGCUCAAUUCGAUGCUUUCAGUUUCAGGGCGCUCCAUUUGGACUUUCCAAGGUACUUAAAUGACUUAGUGGAACUCGGUGUUUUGUUACCUUUUGACUUUUUUUGGUGAAACUUCUUGUUGAAGAUGUGAAUUAUGAUGAAGAUAGAGACUUUGAUACAUAAGGCAGAACUGUAUCCUUUAAUUGUUGCAUUGUUAUAUCUUCUUCCUGUUUAUUCAUCAUAUGCUUGUAGAUUAAGUGUAGAGUUGGUAUGUCACUUUUAAAGGUUGUUGUGUUGGUCUUAAAGGUUAUGUGCAAUAGUAAAUGGAGGUUCGAUAGAUGGAUGAAUUUCUGGAAUUGAAUUCUGUCAUUGCUUGGUUUACUAGUUCUGUUAGGCUCUCUCUUGUUUAGGUGGACCCUUGUUUUCAGUUUUCAGUUAUCGACCACAUUUUGAUGUUUAAAUUUGUCGCAGUUUUCACGAGUAGAGUUCUACUUCUUAUACACUUACGAAUUGGUGUUUUGGUAUGAGACUUGAAGUUUAUGUUGGCAUUUAAUUUCCAUCUGCUUUCUUCGCCUUACUUGAGUAGUUGGGUCAGGAAAUUAAGAGACUAAAAUACAGCCUUCCCUGUGGCAUAAUUUGACAAAUUUUGAACUAUAUUUCAAAUGUCUUGCAUGCAAUGAGAAUCUCAACUUUUUUCUUUGUCAAGAUGAUGAAAAGGAUAAUGAUCAGAAGUGAUUGAUGUAAGCCAUUUUUAUCAUGUGUUCUUCUUGGAGUUAAGUCUUCAAUAUAAAAAGGGGAACCUUGAUGUGUGAUGUGUGCAUUAUGCCCUCUAAUGUUUUAGGUUAUGAUAGUGUUUCACAUGAAUUGCCAAUAGAAACUUUCAUGAAUCCUGCAACACAUGAGGUUAUGUUUUCUCGAUACUGAUAUGAUGAUGUUCUAUUUGCUCAGAUUGCAUCGAUGAUGCAUGAAGAAUCUCAAAUGAAGGGCAAGAAUGGAUGCAGUUCGCAGCAAGGUGAUGAAGUGACAGUAGCUGUGUCAUGUUUCGUCUUGGGUCAUAAGAUCCGGUUUUGACCUUCAAGAUUGUCAAGUAACGAAGGAAUCUUAUGGAAUUCUAUUCGACUCUAACCCUAGAGAUUUGUAAGGACCAACCGGUUCAGUAACAGUUAUUAUUUAUUAGCAAAUUCUGACUACUACCCAAGUCUAGCUUCUUUAUUUUUGAGGGUGUUUCACAAUCAAAACUGUGUAUCGGAUUUGACUAAUUUGCAAAGACAUUUUGGACAC